AAUGUGAUAACAUGAAUGACUUGCAAACAGAGAGCAGUGAAAAUGGAGUACUACAAGGUUUUAUUGGUGUUGGUUUUUGUAGCUUUGUCUGCUAAACAAUGCUUGGCAGCUCAACACAUUGUUGGGGGUAGCCAAGGUUGGGAAGAAUCUACAGAUUUUAAUUCAUGGGCUUCCGGUCAAAAGUUUAAGGUUGGAGAUCAACUAGUUUUCAAGUAUAGUCCACUCCACAGUGUUGUCGAACUCCCCAGUGAGAGUGCCUACAAAAACUGUGACAUUGGAACGGCCGUAAACACCUUGAGCACUGGUAAUGAUGUAGUCAAAUUGACCAAACCCGGCACACAUUACUUUGCCUGUGGUACUAUGGGCCAUUGUGAACAAGGCAUGAAGGUAAAGAUUACUACAGAUUCAGGAACUUCGGCGUCUUCUUCUUCCGACUCGUCGUCAUCUUCCUCAUCUCCAACGACUUCUAUGGCUUCUCGUUCCUUCCGGCCUUUUGCUUUAGUUGUUUUUGUUUCGUUAGCUACCGUGUUGAUUUACAUCAUGUUUUGAAGUGUGUGAUGUUUGUUAAUUUGUAGAAUUUUAGAAGGUUAUAAUGUGUAUUCACUAUUCAUUUGUUGUAUUGUUGUUAAGAGAUGAGUAUAUGAUAUAUGAUAAUAAAGAUUGAAUUAAAGAGGAUUUUAUAAAUUA
Messenger RNA from Mercurialis annua (annual mercury), 687 nucleotides. Its product is annotated as mavicyanin. Gene Ontology annotation, molecular function: electron transfer activity. Bases 16 to 549 code for a protein of 177 amino acids. Gene Ontology annotation, cellular component: plasma membrane. NCBI's taxonomy places the organism in Eukaryota, Viridiplantae, Streptophyta, Magnoliopsida, Malpighiales, Euphorbiaceae. The record is from RefSeq and is a predicted model, not a curated record. The transcript has 2 exons.